This is a messenger RNA of Durio zibethinus, 1206 nucleotides long. RefSeq names its product RHOMBOID-like protein 5. NCBI's taxonomy places the organism in Eukaryota, Viridiplantae, Streptophyta, Magnoliopsida, Malvales, Malvaceae. Gene Ontology annotation, molecular function: serine-type endopeptidase activity. Gene Ontology annotation, cellular component: membrane. Gene Ontology annotation, biological process: proteolysis. The record is from RefSeq and is a predicted model, not a curated record.
UUGCCCAAAAAAAAAGUUGUACAAGCAGGAAAAACACCAAACUUUUUAACCAACUCUACCCACCUAGCAAAACUCGUUCCUUGCCACCCAAAUCCUCGUCAUUUCCUCUGUCUUUCUUUCCCUUUCUGGGGAAGCAUAAUAGCAUCCCCACCACCCUUUCCAACGUUGGCGUUGACAGCCCUUUCGUCGUCUCUUCCUCACGACCAUGGGGAAGGGGCUGCCGCCACAAUCACCAUCCUCUGAUAUCGAGGCAGGAACGAACAACUACAAGCCACAUCAUAGGAGGCGACCACCUCCUCCACCAAAGUUUUCACCCCCAGCUCCGGAACCAUGGUUUGCGUGGCUCCUGCCUCUCGUAUUUGUGGCUAACAUUGUGAUGUUUGUUGUCACUAUGUACAUCAAUGAUUGUCCAGCGACAACCGGGCCAGAGAACUGUCUAUUCUAUGAUUAUCUAGGGAGGUUUUCUUUUCAGUCUUUUAAGGAUAACCCUCUUCUAGGCCCUUCAUUAAUCACGCUAAAGGAACUAGGAGCCCUUGAUUGGAAACUAGUGGUAGAGAGCAACCAAGCUUGGCGCCUUAUAUCCUGCAUAUGGCUUCAUGCUGGAGUCAUCCAUUUACUAGCUAAUAUGAUGAGCCUUUUAUUCAUAGGAAUCCGAAUGGAGCAAGAAUUUGGAUUCUUGAGAAUUGGACUCUUAUAUAUGCUUUCUGGCUUUGGUGGGAGUUUGAGGUCUGCUGUAACUCCUGGUCGGAGACAAACCAUAUCUGUCGGUGCAUCAGGUGCACUUUUCGGGCUGUUGGGAGCCAUGCUUUCAGAGCUCAUUACAAACUGGACAAACUAUACAAACAAGUGUCAAUCUCUGUCGACCAUGUUGUUGAUUAUUUCCCUGAAUCUAGCUGUCGGAUUUCUCCCUCAUGUGGACAAUUCAGCUCAUAUAGGAGGAUUUAUCUCUGGAUUUCUUGCCGGAUUUAUACUUCUAAUGCGCCCUCAGUUUGGAUAUGUAAGCCACAAGCACAUUCCACCUGGAUAUGAGAUAAAACGUAAAAUUCCAAGGCACAAAUGCUACCAGUAUCUGUUAUUGGUUAUUGCCUUAGUCCUUUUGCUUGUCGGAUAUGCAAUUGGCUUAUCUAGGCUAUUUGAAGGUCAGACUUUAUAAAAGCAAACCUCUCAAGACCAUUUUUGUAUCAGCUCAAUUGCCUCUUUUCCAGG